AUGAUCCCCGAAACAGAAGUCCUCAUAACAGGCGCCGGCCCAACAGGCCUAGUCCUCGCCCUCUGGCUUCACAAGCAAGGAAUAAAAAUCCGCAUUAUCGACCAAGCAGACUCACCAGCAAAGAACUCCCGCGCACUAGUCGUGCACGCCCGCAUCAUAGAAAUGUACCGCCAACUCGACCUAGCGGAUGACCUCCUAGCAAUAGGGUACAAGCUCCCAGCCACAAAUCUCUGGGUGCAUAAACAACACAAAGCCCGCAUCCCACUUGGCGACUUCGGCGCUGAGCUGACGCCAUACCCGUUCAUGUUGACAGUUCCGCAAGAUGAGCAUGAGCGCAUGCUUGAGAAAAGACUCAAUGAUCUUGGCAUCUUUGUCGAGAGACGAGUCAAGUUGCUUGGGUUUGUGGAUCAUGGGUCUAGCAUUACUGCGACGCUUCUCGAAGAAGCCGAUGGUAUCUCUGAGACGUGUGAUGCGUCGUUCAUUGUUGGAUGUGACGGUGCGCAUUCUGCUGUUCGACAUGCCAUCGGUGCGAAGUAUGAAGGGGAGACGUACAAGCCGCUUUUUUACAUCGCCGACAUUGAAAGUCAGGAUGAGGCCCUUGCUAAUGGGGAAGGGAAUUUGAUGAUUUCGAAUGAUACGUUCAACUUGAUUGUGCCGUAUAAUAAGGAAGGGCAUCUUCGACUUGUUGGGAUUACGAUACCCGAUACCAACGAUGACACUCAACGUCUUGGAUCAGCUGAGGAAGACCACAAGAUUACUUUUGAUGAUGUCCGGCCUCAGAUCGAAGAGGCGAUGGAUCUCGAAAUUGAGAAGGUUAAUUGGUUUUCUACUUACCGCAGCCAUCACCGUGUUGCUGAGAAGUUCCGCGAGAAUAGGGCUUUCCUUGUUGGUGAUGCUGCUCAUAUUCACAGUCCUGUUGGUGGACAGGGUAUGAAUACUGGUAUCAUGGAUGCGAUCAAUCUGGCAUGGAAGCUGGCAACUGUCUUGAAGACUGAUAUGGACGAUGAAGCUAAGCACCAGCUGCUGGAAUCGUACGAGUCUGAACGCCGCACCUUUGCUUUGAAGAUUGUUACAUCUACCGAUGCGGGUUUCACCACAUUGACAUCGAAGGGGAUAUUCCCACACAUUCUUCGAAACUGGUUGAUUCCUUAUCUUGUACCACUAGCUGUGAAGUUUGAACAUGCCCGGACUCAGAUCUUCCGGGGUGGAUCACAACUUAUUUGCAGCUAUCGGGGUAGCACUCUGAGUCAAGAAGGCGCAACUGGGAUUGUGCAAUCUGGAGAUCGUCUUCCUUGGAUCAAAAUGGGCCAGGAGGAUAACUUUUCCACGCUGCGGGAUAUUGGCUGGCAAAUUCAUGUAUACGGGGAGACCGGGCCUCUUGUUGAAGAAUGGACCCAACGGAUGAACGUCAAGAUGUUUGUUUUCCAAUGGGAUGAGCAGUAUGCUAAGACUGGGCUGACCAAGAAUGCUGCUUACUUGCUGCGUCCGGAUCAUUAUCUUGCGGGGAUCUUUGAGGGCCCCUCUGUCGAGUCAGGACUAGAGGAUUACUUCUCUAACCGGGGACUUGGACGUUAG
Molecule: messenger RNA, 1575 nt
Organism: Penicillium antarcticum
Lineage: Eukaryota; Fungi; Ascomycota; Eurotiomycetes; Eurotiales; Aspergillaceae
Product: putative FAD binding monooxygenase
Exons: 1
Coding region: 1-1575 (524 amino acids)
Molecular function (GO): FAD binding
Source: RefSeq, a predicted model, not a curated record